Messenger RNA from Octodon degus (degu), 1415 nucleotides. RefSeq names its product cytochrome b5 domain-containing protein 1. The transcript has 4 exons. Bases 318 to 1004 code for a protein of 228 amino acids. Lineage: Eukaryota; Metazoa; Chordata; Mammalia; Rodentia; Octodontidae. The record is from RefSeq and is a predicted model, not a curated record.
UUUCCUACAUAUCCCAUGUAUCUCUGGCCCCUGAGUUAAAACGGAGUGCUCCCUUUCUCCCAGCAUUAACUCCAUACUUUAAUAUACUCGAUGUUGGAAUUAGACUACAUUUCCCGUGAGCACAGGCAGCCCACUAUCCACCGCACCCGUACUGUAUUGAACCCUAGUUGACGGUGGCUGGAAAAGGACAAUGGUUUCCAUGUCAGCAAAUAAACGCACUCCGCUAAGAGCCUCCAAGGCAGGGAGCAUGCUGUAGUGAGUUUGUGCUGAAGAGAGAGGAAACAGCCAAGGGACCUGGUGUCAAAAGAGCCAGAGCCAUGGAGCGCCGAGGCUUAGUGGCUGGGCCAGAUUUUGAGUAUUUCCGGCGACGGUAUUUCACCCCGGCGGAGGUGGCACAACAUAACCGGCCUGAAGACCUUUGGGUGUCUUACCUGGGAUGUGUCUACAACCUAACCCCGUUGGCACAAGAGUAUAAGGGGAACCUGCUGCUGAAACCCAUCGUGGAAGUUGCAGGCCAGGACAUCAGCCACUGGUUUGAUCCAAAAACCAGAGACAUCCGCAAGCACAUAGAUCCGCUAACCGGUUGCCUGAGGUACCGCACUCCACGGGGCCGCUUCGUUCACGUCCCGCCUCAGCUGCCGCGUUCCGACUGGGCUAAUGAUUUUGGGAAGCCCUGGUGGAAGGAGUCUCAAUAUGAGGUGGGGCGGUUGUCUGCCAAGACUCGGAACAUCUGUAUUGUUAACACGCUUACGUCGCAGGAGCACGUACUGGAGGUGGGGGCUCUGGAGUCAAUGUGGGAAAUUCUACACCGCUAUCUCCCCUAUAAUGCACAUGCUGCCAGUUACACAUGGAAAUAUGAAGGCAAGAACCUGAACAUGAAUUGUACUCUGGAAGAAAAUGGGAUCCGGGAUGAGGAGGAAGAGUUUGACUAUCUCAAUAUGGACAGCACACUCCACACACCUGCAGUACUGCUCUACUUCAAUGAUGACCUCACAGAGCUAUAGGAAAGAUGUGUGCUCUUGUAGAAUCAAUACAUUUUGAGUUUGCUUUUUGCUGUGCCUUGAGGAAGAGGUCAGAGUGUGGGGUGCCAGGGUGUAGACCUCAGUUUUCCUCUUGGAAUUGGCUUUUGGCCAGUCCUUAUGAAGAAUGAGAAUCCUGUUCCCCAGAUCCUUUAUGAUUUGCUCUGAGAAAAUAGGAUGCUAGAAGUGAACUGAUCUUUGGGAAUGACAAAAGAAGACACAGAAUCUUGAAUAGGGAGAUGAAAAGAAGAAAAGUCAUGGAGCUAAGGUCGAAAUUUUUAAUAGUAAAAAAAGUCCCUCCUAGGGAUGAGGGAAUGGAAGAACAUCUUUGCCAAUGAUGGAAAUGAAAUGGCUGGAGAAUAUGAGAUUUACAAAGACAAAAAUAGGGAGAAAAAA